Molecule: messenger RNA, 833 nt
Organism: Corticium candelabrum
Lineage: Eukaryota; Metazoa; Porifera; Homoscleromorpha; Homosclerophorida; Plakinidae
Exons: 9
Coding region: 35-712 (225 amino acids)
Biological process (GO): early endosome to late endosome transport
Cellular component (GO): early endosome; transport vesicle; plasma membrane
Molecular function (GO): SNARE binding; guanyl-nucleotide exchange factor activity
Source: RefSeq, a predicted model, not a curated record
UGUGUCAAUUGCGUUCCACGCUUACAAAAGCACAAUGACUGACGAAAUAGAAUAUAAUCCUUUCUUCAAGGCUCUACAAGAAGACUUUUCUGUUGUUUACGAGAAAGCUCAAUCAGAAUGUUGUACUAUAUGUAUUCCACAAACCACAUCUCUUCCCAAGUCGAAAGUGUCGUUGGAUUUCGUCGAAAUGCACAUUCUCAGUCCGUCGCCUUAUUUCAGAGGUCAAUAUGUGAAUUGGAACAAAUCUCGUGCCGAGUUUGAAAUUGAUGAAGACCUAAUAACUGCGAUAAAGGGUUUUCAGAAGCCAUUCUCAGUUCGAAUUUUGAGUGAAGAGCUUGCCUACAAUAAAAAAUACGAGCCGUUUAAGAUUCUUAUUCUUGAUCAUCCUUUGGAUCCAUCACUGACAUCUAGUCUUGUCUCAGAUACCACGGAGUCUGUUUCACAACCAGGAAAGUCAUCACUAGAGUAUUGUCAGUUCUUACAAUCUAAACGCCAUGCACAAAAGGCUCUUGCCCAGCUGGACAAAGAAAUCGUAGCAUUCAACAAAAACUAUGUCAUUGUAGAGGGAUAUCUUGAUCAGACGGCGUCACGGCUAGAAACCAUUUGCAAACAAAGUCUUCAGGUAAUUGCAAUCAGAGCACAUAUGAUUAUGAUGCAGAUUACGAAUACAUCAUCAAGUUGUUGUUUUGUUAUGGUUGAACAUAAGAAAUAGAGAGAACUAAAAUUACUUGUAUUUACUGUGUAAUGGAAUGGCAAGACAAUAAUGUGUUUGUGAUGUGGUAGAGUAUAUGUGAAGCUUUUCAACGUGAUGCUUGUCGUGUUGAUCAGAGAAU